This is a messenger RNA of Lucilia sericata (common green bottle fly), 1224 nucleotides long. RefSeq lists its product as uncharacterized. The record is from RefSeq and is a predicted model, not a curated record. Gene Ontology annotation, molecular function: nucleic acid binding. Gene Ontology annotation, biological process: DNA integration. The coding region runs from base 1 to 1224 and encodes 407 amino acids. The transcript has a single exon. NCBI's taxonomy places the organism in Eukaryota, Metazoa, Arthropoda, Insecta, Diptera, Calliphoridae.
AUGAGUGUGACAGAACAACGUUACUCUCAAAUAGAUAAAGAGGCUUUGGCCAUAGUAUGGGCCGUUCAAAAAUUCUUUAAAUAUUUAUAUGCACGGCAUUGGACAUUAAUAACCGAUCACAAGCCACUUACUCAGAUUUUGCACCCUAGUAAAUCGCUUCCAGUUCUUUGUAUUUCUCGUAUGGCAAACUAUGCCGAUUUUUUAAGUAACUUUGACUUCGAGAUAAUAUAUAAACCAUCCAAAGAGAAUAUUAAUGCAGAUUACAUGACACGUAUUGUUUCAGAUAAUUCAGUAAAGUCACAAUGCAACGAAAAUUAUGUAAUUACUGAAUACGACGAGUUUGAUACUUUUAUUUUCCGACAAAUUAACCAGUUACCCGUUACAGCUGAAAAAAUUGCCAAUGAAACCCGUAAAGAUUCAGUACUUGGAAAAAUAGUUUCAAUAUUAGAGAAAGGACAUUCGUUGGCAAAAUAUGGUUAUACUGCACCAGAAUCGAAUUAUAGACUCUCAGGUAAUUGCUUAAUAUUCGAACACAGAGUUGUAAUUCCACAAAAGUUUCGAAAAGACAUUCUUCAAAAUCUACACGCAGCUCAUUUAGGGAUGGUAAAAAUGAAAGGUAUUGCUCGUUCCUUUGUGUAUUGGCCAAAAAUCGAUGCAGAUAUUGAAGCAGUGGCAAAAGACUGCAACGAUUGUGCAAGAGUAGCAAAUAAACCUAAGAAGUAUACAGAUCAUCACUGGGAAUAUCCCAAAGGUCCUUGGGAACGAGUGCAUAUAGAUUAUGCUGGCCCUUUCGAGGGUAUGAUGUUACUAAUUAUUACAGAUGCUUAUAGCAAAUGGCUGGAUGUGAAAAUAACUAAAUCUAUAACAGCUGAGGCAACAAUUGCAUUAGUCGAUGAAGUUUUUGCAAAUUACGGUGUUCCAGCGAUGGUAGUAUCCGAUAAUGGUACAAAUUUCUCAUCAGAAGAGUUUAACAAAUACUUGACGGCUGUGGGAGUCAGAUAUCAUAAAUACACUGCACCUUAUCAUCCCUCUACUAACGGCCAAGCUGAACGUAGCGUUCAAACAGUAAAAAACGCAUUAAAAGCUAUGUGUACAUCAAAACAAACAUUACAACAAAAUCUCAACGAGUUUUUAAGGCAGUAUAAGAAUGCACCUCAUUCAACAACUGGAGUAUCUCCAGCACAACUUUUUCUAGGCCGUCAAAUUCGCACCCGCUUGAUUUAG